CUAGUCUUUGUUUACUUUUAAACAAGAAACUGUUCGAUUAACACUUUAAUAUGUUGAGAAUUUUAAUAUUUGUCUCAUUGCUUUGUCAUGUGUUUGGGUAUUUCACAUUACCUGGAAAAUGUCCCGAAAGGGUGAAUUUGAAAGAAGAUUUCAGGCUGGCUGAAUUUUACAACGACUGGUACCAAACCUAUUCUUACUCGAGCGAUGGUCACCGCCACAACAACUGCUCAGUACUCAAUCUCAUCACCAAACCCACUGGAAUAUACCUGAAUCAGUCCAGGGUAGACCGGGGCUUGUUCCAUCGAUACAGCGUCGGAAGGAUGGUCAUACAGUCGGACAUUGAGAAGCCUGCAUACUUAGAUAUUGAGUUUCAAUUUGAAAAUGCUCCAAGAAGACUAAAAACAAGGAGAUAUCCAUUCCGAGUGUUGGCAACCAACUACAACUACUACGCUACCGUAUAUACUUGCGAGUAUAGCCCUUUAAUCGACAAACAUUUCAUUUACGUCUGGGUUCUAUCUAGAUCCCAUCUACUCAACGAAGUGUCACUAGCCCUCGCUACGAAGCCACUGCAGCAGAUCGGAGUAGACCCUGCCAAGCUGGUGAAGGAAGAUUGGUCUAAAUGCCAACCCAAAUAUUAUGAGGAUCAGGCUACUGAGCCUAUGACCUUUAGAUAUCCCGUGCCGAUUUAAAUAAAACCUUACUCAAAUGUAAUGAAUCUAAAUUAAUGAAUAAACUACAAUGCUAA
Cydia splendana is the source of this 745-nucleotide messenger RNA. RefSeq names its product insecticyanin-A-like. Gene Ontology annotation, cellular component: cytoplasm. Lineage: Eukaryota; Metazoa; Arthropoda; Insecta; Lepidoptera; Tortricidae. Gene Ontology annotation, biological process: lipid metabolic process; response to reactive oxygen species. The record is from RefSeq and is a predicted model, not a curated record. Gene Ontology annotation, molecular function: pigment binding. Bases 51 to 689 code for a protein of 212 amino acids. The transcript is spliced from 4 exons.